Molecule: messenger RNA, 1287 nt
Organism: Miscanthus lutarioriparius
Lineage: Eukaryota; Viridiplantae; Streptophyta; Magnoliopsida; Poales; Poaceae
Source: the annotation of a GenBank genome assembly
AUGGCCAGGGGCUCCCCUCCGGACGGUGGCGGUGGAGGCAGCGGCCGCGGCCGCGGCGAGAGCCGGGGCGCGUUGGGCCAGUGGAAGUGCAGGCUGCUGGGCUCCCUCCGCCCGCGGCACCCGCGCUGCGUGGUGUGCCUGCAGGUGCAGCACGUCACCGGCCUGCCCCCGGCAGCGGAGGGCCGUGGGGUGGUGGUGGGGUGGCGGAGCAAGGGCGGCGAGGGGGAGCACACGGCGCCGGCCCGGGUGGCGCGGGGCGCCGCCGCGUUCGACGAGGUGUUCCUGCAGCACUUCACCGUCGGCGGCGCCACGCUGCGGGGCUUCACCGUGUGGGCGGCGCUCCUGGACGCACCCACCAAUAAUGGGGAUCUUGGCGCGUUCCCCGUCGACCUCGCCGAGGUCGCCGCCGCCGCGGCGGAGACCUCCAACAACCCCAGAAAGUUCGGAGGCAAGGCGCUCAGCUUCCCGCUGGGCGGGGCGGCGGCCGGUGCGGUGCUCACCGUCAGCAUCUACUGCAGAGUGAUGGAUCGGCACGAGGACAACCAUGGGGCUGCUAACAAUGGUCAAGCAAGAGAGAAGAAGAACAAGGGAAAAGCAGGCUCCUACGCCUCGUGCCUGCCGGACCUGAGCUGCCUCCGCAACCGGCAGGUGGCGGCAGCGGCGGCAUCCGGUGGGUUGGCGCGCCGUGCCACGUCUAUCCGCUCCGACCGUGGCGGCUUCAUCACCAUCGAGAACUCGGUGGCCGAGAUGGACGGCGGCGGCGGGGCCGGGGCGACCUUGGGCGUGGCGGAGGACGUGGACGAGGAGGAAGGCGCGGGGUUCAUCACCAUGGAGAAGAGCAGGGUGUCGUCGAGGUCGUCGAGCCGGCCGCUGCCGCCGGACACGGUGGAGGAGGAGGAGGAGGACGAGAAGCCGUGCCUGUUGAUGGAGCUGUCGUCGGAGGCGGCGGCGUCGGCGGCGGACGUGGAGAAGGUGGAGGAAGAGUUCCUGGCGAUGCUGGAGGACAGGUACUGGGCCAGGAGCAAGGAGAUCGAGAAGGGGCUGGGCGUGAGCCUGGACAUCGGGCUGGACCUGGGCCUGGACCUGGACUCGCUCAUCAAGGACGCCGAGAUGGAGCUCGCCAAGUCGGAGCAGGCGUGGAAGAGCAAGGUCGGCGCCGCCAUCGUCGAGGAGGAGGAGUACAAGGAGCUCGUCCGGAGGUGGAGCGCCAGGGAGACCAGCCACCACUCUGAUGCUGCUGCUGCCACCGGCUGCUCCUGGGGCUUUGGAUUCGGGAGCCCAAUCUGA